Messenger RNA from Eruca vesicaria subsp. sativa (arugula), 3501 nucleotides. NCBI's taxonomy places the organism in Eukaryota, Viridiplantae, Streptophyta, Magnoliopsida, Brassicales, Brassicaceae. The record is from the annotation of a GenBank genome assembly.
CACUUUCACAAAAGGGAACACUGGAAAAACAAAGAGAGAGAGAGAGACAUGGCCAGUGGAGGAGAAGCGACCUUCUCUGCGGCGGCGGCAAGAGGUACAGGUGGCAAACUGAAGCGGCAAACCGCGAGGAGACAUACGACAACGACGCCGUAUUCUCGACCUCCUCAGAACCAAGUACAACGGAGUAGGCCGUGGAUCUCGAGAAUCGUCGAUCCUGCUUACCGAGUUAUCUCCAGCGGCGCUACGAAACUACUUCCUUACUUCUUCUCCAGUGCUGCCUCUGCUCCUGCUCUUAGAGCUCCAGAAGAUGAAGAAGAUCAAGAUGAGUUGCAGGAUGAUUCACUGGAGAAUGAUUCCAGCGGUGUAACACCAAGUUCAAAUAAACAGAAGUCAGCAUCAGUUGAAGAGGGAGGUACUAGUAGGACAGUAAACAUCAAAGAAAGCAAUUUCAAUACGAGUGCACAAGCAAUAAGCAACGGAGCAAAAAAUGGUGUUGAUGCGAUCUCGGAGCUUGAGAGGCUAAUGGAAGGAAAAACGUUUUCACGGGCCGAAACUGAUCGUCUUAUAGAGAUAAUAAGUUCAAGGGCUAUUGAUCUGCCUCAAGUCAAGAGAGAAGAGAAAAUGGAGAUCCCUCUGAGGGAAGUAGCGAAGAAAAAUGUGAGUUUUCUUGAUCAGAAAGAAGAUACCAUUGGUGACAAGGAUGCUAGUAACGAUAUUUGGGCUUCACCAAUUGCACUUGCCAAGUCUGUAACUUUUGAAGAAGCCAAACAUGUGCGGGAUGAAGCUGGUCUAUCACCAGCAGAACUUGCUAAGGCAUAUAUGGGAGGCCAGGCAACAUCAAGUAGUUCCCAAGAUUUUGUAGCAAGAAAUGAAAAGAACUGUCUAGACCGGGGUAUGCUUGUAGCAAAUUCUUCAGGUGCAUCACCAUCAUGCAAGCCUUCUGCUUGUUGGCCUGGUGUCAAGUUAAAUGAGCAAUCUGGUUUUGCAACUCCUCAAAGUCAACGAGACAACUUUGGGAUCCGAAGUUUUCCAAGGACCCCAUAUCCUAGAUCCAUCCUUUCAGGUUCUAAGUCACAGCUGAUGCAAUUGCAAGACAAUAGUAGCAAGCGUCUGAGCACCCUCCAGUCUCCCUCCCAAAGUGUGCAGACAAGAUAUGGCCAGCUCAAACAUAGCAAGGGAAGUGAUGGUGGACUUUUUGGACCCAGUAGAAGAUCUCGUCAGAGCGCCACCAUGUCUCCUUAUUCACGACCUUCCAGGGGUCGUUUCGAAAAUUCUGCUAACAUGAAGAGCUCUGAAGCAGGGGAAUCAAGUAACCUAUCUAUGUCCCAGAAAACAACAUAUGGUAAGCAUAUAGGGUUGGAAGCUGGUACACCGACUGUUCCUAGACAUUCUAGUCAGAUUGCUAGGACGAUAUUGGAUCACCUUGAACGGACCCAACCCACCCCGAAAGAUAAAUCUGCUGAGUUAAAACUUGCCACUUCUUGGAGAUUUCCACAGUCCUCAAAAACUGUUGAACAAAGCAUCUCGAACAUCAACAAUGUGAAAAAGGAUGGCCCUGCCAAGGUGAAUGGAGAUAUCCCUAAAUUUUUCUCUCACAAUCCACCAACUUCUGUGCCGAAACUAUCUGAAGUUACCACCGGUGACAUUCCAAAUGCAAUGGCCAGGACCGCUUCAGCAUCAAAUGGAAUAUUGAGUGGAAGUAGUAGUGGUACCACACUCCAGUAUGAGUUAGGGAAGCCUAAGAGCUCUCUCUCCGGAAGCACACAUGAUAAGUUGUUUGCUUCUUCUCAAGACGGUGCAAAAGCUGUUUCCUAUUCUUUUGGAGGCGAGACCGCUAAUCUUCCCAAGCCACCAUCCCAUUCACUGGGAAAUAACAAACGGUCACUUUCAUCGAUCUCAGUAGAGAAGCCUACUUACCAAAGAUGGGCAGCCCCUUCGGGUUCAAACUCUAGCUUCACAUUCCCUGUCUCUUCUUCAUCUGAUGGAGCAACAUCAUCAGAGCCUACAACUCCAUCAAUCAUGCCAUUCACAACAACUCCAAAUGCUGGUGUUCCAAAUACAAGUCAGCAUGAAGCAACAAAAGAUGAUGAGAUUCCUCAGUUUCGUUUCGGGGGUAACAGAAGAGGAGAUGAUGAUAAGCUGCCUCUGGUCUUCGCCUUCCCCUCUGUGAGCGAAGAAGUGAACAAUGAGGAGAAGUUGGGAGAUAUCAAGUUCACAUUUGGGUCGAAAAAGGCAGAGAGAAUAUCGUUCAGCUCACCAGGAAGUGAUGAUAAACGUGCCACGUCGGAUCGUCAACGCUUUAAUGACCACAUUAUUCUAGAAGAAGCAAAGGAUUUGUUCUCUCCUCAUCCACAAUGGAGAAAGAAGAAGACACGAUUCAUGUUUCAUUUCAAUCCCAACACAAAAUUCGCUUUCUUUCUUCGCGCAAUAUCUUCUUCAGACAACAACGAUGGCUCAGUUUCAUCCUCCAGACAAAACAACCGACAAAUGGGUUAUGAUCCUUCAGAGGAAUUGUUUGGUGUUGACUUCAAGCCCAGGAAUGUAUCUGGUGACUCUCGUGAACCAAGGUCAUGGUUUGGUCCCAACGGUCAGUACAUUAGAGAGCUUCCUUGUCCUACCUGUAGAGGAAGAGGUUACACCUCAUGCCCAGAUUGUGGCAUCGAGAGGGCAAGGCUGGAUUGCCCUCAGUGCAAAGGAAAGGGCAUUAUGACUUGUCUGAGAUGUUUAGGAGAUUGUGUAAUAUGGGAAGAAUCAAUCGAUGAACGACCUUGGGAGAAAGCUAGAUCCAGCUCUCCAUUUCGAGUAAAGGAGGAUGAUGAGGUUGAUAAUUUGGAGAUAAAGUUCAGUCCAAGGGGGAAGUCCAAGCGGAUUUACCAGUCACCUCCUCCUGAAGUUGGACAGAAGAUUAGCCGGUCUCUUAAAAGUCUCAAUGCCAAGACUGGACUGUUUAGUAACAGAAUGAAGAUUAUACAUCGCGAUCCUGUGCUUCAUGCUCAAAGGGUAGCUUCAAUUAAGAAAGCUAAAGGAACACCAGCUGCUAGGAAGCAUGCAUCCGAAACCAUGAAAACCUUUUUUAGUAACCCUGAAAACCGUGAACAGAGGAGCUUAUCCAUGAAAGGAAUUAAGUUUUACUGCAAGAACUGCGGACAGGAAGGCCAUAGGCGUCAUUACUGUCCCGAACUGGACAGUAAGGCAGACAGAAGAUUUAGAUGUCGAGUUUGUGGAGGGAAAGGCCACAAUCGAAGAACCUGUCCUAAGUCGAAAUCAAUGGUCACUAAAGGAAUUUCUACAAGGUAUCACCGAUGUGGGAUAUGCGGUGAGAGCGGUCACAACAGUAGAACAUGCCAGAAGCUGACUAGAGUGAAAACCACUGACACUGAGGGUGGUGGUGGUGACGAAGGUGUUGGUAAGAGAGUGUAUGCUUGUGGGUUCUGCAAGAAAAAAGGACAUAAUGUAAGAACCUGUCCAAGUCAAGGAGUUUCAGAAGUGAUUCUUGCUUAG